Molecule: messenger RNA, 1601 nt
Organism: Sycon ciliatum
Lineage: Eukaryota; Metazoa; Porifera; Calcarea; Leucosolenida; Sycettidae
Product: DNA-directed RNA polymerase III subunit RPC10-like
Exons: 3
Coding region: 94-414 (106 amino acids)
Biological process (GO): DNA-templated transcription; termination of RNA polymerase III transcription; regulation of DNA-templated transcription
Cellular component (GO): RNA polymerase III complex
Molecular function (GO): nucleic acid binding; zinc ion binding
Source: RefSeq, a predicted model, not a curated record
AAGUAACAGUUUUGAAAAUGCCAAAAUAACAUCCUACUGUAUUUUGUCACAACACCAGUUGAUUGAUUGAUUUGCUGCUAAGUUGCAUCCACAAUGUUGAUGUUUUGCCCGAGCUGCGGCAAUAUCUUGAUUGUCGAGGAAGGUCCGGAAUGCAUGCGAUUCGCGUGUAAUACUUGUCCGUACGUUCACAACGUGAAACGAAAGAUCUCGAGCCGCAAGUUCCCCAAACUGAAGGAGCUUGAUGACGUACUGGGAGGGUCGGCUGCUUGGGAGAAUGUUGAUGCUACAGAGGCGGAGUGCCCCAAGUGCCAUCACAUGAAAGCCUUUUUCAUGCAAGUACAGACCCGUUCAGCCGAUGAGCCUAUGACGAUCUUCUACAAGUGCGUUUCCUGUGGACACCGGUGGCGUGAUUGAGCUAGGCGAGUUUCUUGCACGUGCUAAAAGGUGCUGCUUCCCAUUGCUGAAGUUUGCUUCUAUUUGUAGUAAAUUUUGUACCGUGUCAACCCUAUCUGGUGGCGUGACUGAGCAAGACGGUUUUCUUCCACUUGCAAAGGCUCAGCAUGGUCUGUACAAGUUAUGGGAAGUCUGGACACGUAUGAUGUUAUGAAACAAUCAUGUUUUCAAGGACCUGGGUAAGUAUAAUAUCUGGGUUCGGGUUUUGGAAAACGAAGGUUACGACUGUGCCGUCGAGAAAGUGUUGAAACGCGAUGCUUUUGGUCACGCAUCAACAAGCGCUGGCACCUGCCGGGCGUUUUUUCUCUCUCCCAUGCUGCACCGAGGUGUCGUCACGUCAAGCUUCAUGUUGUCAUGUAGCUCAAGUCAGGGUACCGCAGCGCCCAGGUGGUUGCACGGCAUGUGCUGAACUGCAGUAAGUCUUCUACAUCUACGGGCUUCUGUGCUAUAGCCCUUUGAUCAUUGAGUGACAGUUGCUGUGCUGUGCUGGCUAUGGCUGCUAGACUGAGUGACAGUUGCUGUGCUGGCUAUGGCUGGUAGACUGAGUGACAGUUGCUGUGCUGGCUAUGGCUGGUAGACUGAGUGACAGUUGCUGUGCUGUGCUGGCUAUGGCUGGUAGACUGAGUGACAGUUGCUGUGCUGUGCUGGCUAUGGCUGGUAGACUGAGUGACAGUUGCUGUGCUGUGCUGGCUAUGGCUGGUAGACUGAGUGACAGUUGCUGUGCUGCGCUGGCUAUGGCUGGUAGACUGCCUGGUGCCUUCAUACUCGGACACUCUAGAUUUAUUUUCCUCUUUUUUAUUUUUAAAGCGCUUCUGUGUUUUGUUUCUUUUUAUACUCCAACGAAGUGUUCAGAUCAUCUUCUGGCAUGGCCAUUGUCUGCUGUAGCUGUCCUUCGCCUUAGUACUCUAUAGAGUGAGUAUACCUAUGUGUCAUUGUCCGGAAUUCUUUUCGCCUGUUCGGACAGUGUGGUUUCAAAUUGUGUGCGUUGUUUGGCUUGUGUUUGGUCAUGGAGGAGUUUGUAAACGGGUUUGGAUACUUGUACAUGUAUUUGGCGGCGAUUCUCCAGUGCGAAAUCUGUUUUAUUAUUAUUAUUACACCAUCCUCAAGAUCCUUUUUUUUUUUUGUAACAGGCUGUGAGAAAUACUGUA